UGAGUGGGAGGAAAGUAAAGUAGGCCUCUAUUUUAACCUAGUCAUCAAAAAUCCACUGAUUUCUAUCUAUUUGUUGUUGAAAUUUGUUCAGUUUCCUUCCUUGAGUGUAAUUUCUCUUAAAGCUAAUUUUUCAUUUUUCAUAGUCUUAAGUUAAAGAAAUCGAAAGAGCCAAGAAAUGAUAAGAAUCAAUACAAAGUCUACUCUCAGAAAAAGCUGAGUAUAGUUGGAGACAAUCGGAAAUCACACCACACCAAUCGCCAAGAGACUCCUAAAAGAGUGAUUACUCCUCAAGAUAAUAACUAUUUGUCCGGGAAAAGAAGUGCUCAUAUGAUGAAUCGUCAAUUUGAAGACCAGUUUAUGAUGGACCGUCAGAUCUCUAGUAAGAGGGCUAAAGCUUCCCCAGGAGGAAUUUCCAGCAAGUAUCAACCAUGUGACAGCAAGAGAUCCCAUAGGCCUUCAUAUACCACUCUGGAACACGAAAGAGAGAAAAUAGGCACAAUGCUACAAGAGAUCAUUCUCUUUUUCCAGAAAUAUCCUCGUAAACAACUUGAAUCUUGGGGAGAAGAGCCGCAAGUAUGGAUACACUACAAGAAGUGGACUAAUCUUGAAGAUUUUCUGCUCAAAAUUGAACAGAGAUUCUCAGAGUUUUCAGAUAAAACAUUUUCAUACGUAAGAUCCCAACAGACCAAGGCAAGCCAAGAGCUAAGAAACCUCUGGGAGAAAUUUGAUGAGCAGCUGAAGCAGAAUCAGAGGGAGAUUAAGAGCCUUAAAAUUAAGAACCUCAAAUUUGAAGAAGACUCCCACAAAAUGGUCCAAGACUUAAAAGUCCUAUUUAAUGAGAACAUGAGAGAAUUUGGCAAAGAUCACCAGGACUUUAAUAAAGUUUUAAGCAAUAUGGAACAAAAAGUCAAAGAGAUUAAUAAAAAGCUGGCCAAAGUGGAUGACCCAGCAGAAAUUGACCCUGAGUUUGACUCUCUUGUGGCCAAUGUACUCUCGAUUGCCAAGCAGAAGAAAAAUCAGAAAAAGAAAAGAAUCAAGAAAAAGAUUGGUAAAAAUGAAAGAAGACAUGGAGAGAUCUCAGAGUCUUCAUUGAAUAAAUCACACUCUUUAGGGGGCUGGAAAGACGAUCUAGAUGAUCAACCACCUCCGAAUAAAGAAGAGAUAAAAAUAAUAGAACCUUUUAGAGCCUCUGGAGGCCCAGUCCAAGACCUCUCAAGUCAGAAAAGUGCAGAAUGGAUUGAUGAACUUGAUGAUAUUAGUGAUCAAAUAGAGAUAAACACAGUGGAAAUCCAGGAUUUCUUCCCUGAGAAAUACCAGAUGAUUGAGAACUGUGAAGACAGCCUCGACAAGGUAGCUAUCAAGCAGAUUAUCAAGAUGGAACUCAAAAGGGAGUUGAAAAUGGAAUGUAAUAAAGAACUUAACCAGGAUGGAUCUGGUGACAAUGUUUCACAAGUCAUUCAUUCACCCGAAAAAUCUGUUGGAAAUGAUGAAUGUAUGAUUUUAGACCCUUGUGAUCAGGAUAUGAUCAAGGUUCAUGAUCAUGAUAGUGAAGAGAGGAAGGAAUUGUCGAUUACUACCCCUAGAAAUGAAUUUCUGAACAGUAAAGAGAACCACCUUGGAGCUGUAGGAGAGAAAACUGUGCUCCAACAUACUUUUGAAGAUGAUAAUAACUCACAAAUUUCUGUUGAUUCUCAUUUGUUCAACAGAGAUCCUGAUAGCAAGAUUGGAGGAAGCAAUGCUACUAGUUCUGAAAAUUAUACUCAUAGUAAUUAUGUAAACUCAAACGAAAAGUCCAUCUCACAUAGGGAGAGAUAUACAGAAGGCAGCAGAAUGAACUCUGAAAGAAGUCAUGAUGACAAAGACGAGGCCUUCGUUGAAAUCACCGGCCAAGGUGAAAAUAAAAUCCAAUUCAAAAAGAUCAAUGUUCACUCAAGACCCCUACAAGAGAAGGCUAGUCAAGAAUCUGCUAAGCUUAAGAGCCAGAAGGAAGGAAAUAAAAAUUAUCAGGUUAAUGCUGAGAUUAAAGAUGGUGUCUUGCCAGUGAGUAGAAGCUUGUUGCCUCCAAAACAUUCAAGGAAUAGGAACUCAGACAAUCCUUACUGUAGGCCGAGCCAUAAUGAUCCAACUGAUGUAAACGGGGGUAAGAACAUCGGCAGAGAUCUAGAAGUUAUCAAAGAAAAUCAUAGUGAAUUUAGUAACAGUAAUAGUGUGAUUGAGACUUUCAGGAACAAGCGAAAGUCUAACAUCUCUAGUAGUGGGAAUAACAGCGGUGAUCAGUUGAAUAUCAGAAAUCCUCAAGAGAUGAUCAACGAAGAGGAUGAAGAAGAUAUUGAGAAUGACACAACCAGCUUCCGAGGCUCUUCUAACUUAACUCCAUAUCGAGAAAAUAUUGAUGAUGAUCAAAAUAAGAAAAAGCAGGAUGACUCGGCUAGUAUUUUUAAGUCAAAUUUUGAAACUGAACCUAACGACGAAUACAACUUCUUCCAAUCGAAAGAUCAAGGUGCUUUGGGCAAAAACUGAGAAAAGGAACUUAGUCCAGGAGAUAACUGCAUUUUCAACAGACCUGUAAAUCUGCAUGCUAUAGAGAUGAACAAUAAGUUCACUAGGUCUUCAAGCAUGAGUCCCAAUACAAGAUUACUCAGGAGCUACUCAUCUGAGAUUCCUUCCUAUAUCCUCCAACUUAAGGACAGAAUGGAUAAUGAUGAGGACUCUAUUCAGUACGGGCAGGAUAGCAACUUCAGGCUGGUGAAUAACUCAAAGAUAUCGCAAAAGAGAAAUCCUGACAACUCUUAUUAUUCAAACAAGUACGAUUGGAAGAUCACAAAUGAAGGAAGCCAGCUUAUGAAAAGCCCAUCUAUGUGAUCAAUUACAAUUGAUAACCAUGAAGAAAAGAAAAAGACAGCAGAGUUUGAAGGAGAGGAUCUCAACCCAACUGAGCCUAUUGAGAAAGAAGUCACUAAUCCUGGCUUUGGGUUCAAUAAAAGCAAUGACUUGAACUCUCAGAACUUGACUAAAGAAGAUUCAAGACAAUCUUUUGCUAAAAGAGGAGGAUAUAGAUACUUCGAGAAUCUUCAGUCAUCAUUUGUAUUUCAGAAGUUGAACCUUGGGUCAAAGUAUAUCACUUCAUCAAUAAUGUCUGAUUCGAAUGGUACAUUCCAUAACCCGUUUAACUUGUUGCCUUAUCUAUCAUCUAAACAUGCGAUUCCUCCCCAGACGCUCAUCUAUUACCCAGGGAAUAGCCUUGAGGGAGAAGGAUACACGAAGGAAAAUAGCUCUAUUAAUUGGAACGAACAAUUUAUUGAUGAAAGGAUUAGAGACUCAUUGUACUUGAACCCCAGAACAUUCAUGAAACUAAAGGACGAGAUUAAUGGAAAGUACAACCACACCUUUAUCUCAGGGAUUUACAAUUGUGAAUUUGCCUCUUUCGUUAGAAACGAGAUUACAAUAAACGAGAGGAACAAUUUUAUCCACACCCCUUAUGCUGGAGUUCUAUUCUGCUCUAGCCAAGACUCUCAGAAGUCUCAUAUGAGCUCAGCCUGUCUAACUAGACUUAACCCUACAUCUAAAAUCGGAAGGCUACAGAACCUUCAGAGCAGCAAGGGUAGCGAAGCCACUACCGCCAAGGCUGCUACAAAGUACUUUAUUUCUCAAAAAUAAA
This is a messenger RNA of Moneuplotes crassus, 3658 nucleotides long. NCBI's taxonomy places the organism in Eukaryota, Ciliophora, Spirotrichea, Euplotida, Euplotidae. The record is from the annotation of a GenBank genome assembly.